AACCGGAAGUAGAUACGAAUUUGACCGCAGGAGAAGAAGACGAGAACAUCAACAAUGGCGGCGCACACGGAAGAGCAAUUAGAAGUGGAUAUCUGAGAAAUGAGCAGUGAGUUUAGAGCCUGGGAUGCAGAGUGGCAGGCCAAUGGUGGAGGUGGUCCGUCUGGGCCUGGUUUCCUAUCAGGAGGCUCUGCGGCUACAACAGGUCUAUGUGAACCGGCACAAAUCUGGUACAUCUCACGCUCUGCUGCUGUGUCAGCACCUGCCAGUCUACACCACAGGGAUCCGCCACAAACCCUACCCGGCCCUCCUGCUGGACCGACUACACCUGCUGGGUGCCGACGUCCAUCGAGCCAACCGAGGAGGACUCAUCACAUUCCAUGGGCCAGGACAGUUGGUCUGUUACCCGAUCUUGAACCUGUGCAGCUUCAAGAAGAGUGUUCGUUGGUACGUCUGUGAGCUGGAGAAGACCAUCAUCUCGGUCUGCAGCAGGUUUAACAUCGAGGCGUCAACGUCUCCUCACACUGGUGUUUGGGUUGGAGACAACAAGCUCUGUGCCAUUGGAAUCCACUGUGGUCGAUACAUCACGUCUCAUGGUUUGGCUCUGAACUGUAACACUGAUCUCUCAUGGUUCAGCCACAUCAUACCGUGUGGUAUCGAAGGGAAAGGAGUGACGUCACUGAGCGCCGAGCUGCAGAAAAAUGUCAGCGUGGAAGACACCAUCCCUCACCUGCUGGACUCCUUCCAAGAUCACUUCAAUUGUCAGCUGACUGAGAGAGAAACAUCUGAACCGGUAGAGGACAGUGGAGGAUCAUCAGCAUAGAGACUGAUCUGACAGGACCUCAUAUGAAUAAACAAGACAGAUGCUCUCUGGGAAUAUUUUUAUCAGUCUCACCUCUGUGCAUCCAUAACUUGAAAGAGGGCCAAGCCAAAUCCCUCAGACUUACAUGUUGCGUCUUGUUAGGUAGUGUAGUGGUUAAAAAUAAACAAGGUUCCAGAAGUAAUAUGUAAUAGAAUAAUA
Monopterus albus (swamp eel) is the source of this 1018-nucleotide messenger RNA. RefSeq names its product lipoyl(octanoyl) transferase 2 (gene lipt2). NCBI's taxonomy places the organism in Eukaryota, Metazoa, Chordata, Actinopteri, Synbranchiformes, Synbranchidae. The transcript is spliced from 4 exons. Gene Ontology annotation, molecular function: lipoyl(octanoyl) transferase activity. Bases 125 to 820 code for a protein of 231 amino acids. The record is from RefSeq and is a predicted model, not a curated record. Gene Ontology annotation, biological process: protein lipoylation.